AUGGCUUCCGUCAUGAGGUCCGUCCUUUCAAGAGGAUACGCUACUGCGUCAACCGUCAAGGCACCUAUCCAACUUAACUCUCUUACUGGAACUUAUGCUACUUCAACUUAUCUUGCAGCAUUGAAGAAAUCCCCUAAAGAUUUGGAGAGUUUAGCUAAAGACAUCGAAUCUUUCGAUAAGAAAAUCAAAGAUGAUUCAAAAGUAUCUGCUUUCAUCCAAAACCCAACACUUUCAGCAUCUGAACGAAACUCAGCACUCUCCUCAAUCCUCCCAUCUGGAUCAUCACCCAUCCUCCUUAACCUCCUCACCGUACUUUCCGAGAAUGGAAGACUCUCUUCCGCUCCUAAAGUAUUCGCAGAUUUCAACUCACUCAUCUCAGCUUACAGAGGUGAACUCGAAGUAGUAGUCACUUCAGCUGAACCUUUAGAUAAGCAAGCUUUGAACAGAGUCGACAAAGCUUUGAAGGGUACUGAGAUCGCCAAGGGAAAGACAUUGAAGGUCGUCAACAGAGUCAACCCUUCCGUUCUUGGUGGUCUCCUCGUCGAUUUCGGAGACAAAUCCAUCGAUCUUUCAGCUUCUUCCAAGGUCAGCCGAUUCAACGCUGCUCUUACUCGUGAGUGA
Molecule: messenger RNA, 621 nt
Organism: Kwoniella shivajii
Lineage: Eukaryota; Fungi; Basidiomycota; Tremellomycetes; Tremellales; Cryptococcaceae
Product: ATP synthase F1, delta subunit
Exons: 4
Coding region: 1-621 (206 amino acids)
Biological process (GO): proton motive force-driven mitochondrial ATP synthesis
Molecular function (GO): proton-transporting ATP synthase activity, rotational mechanism
Source: RefSeq, a predicted model, not a curated record